UUCCAUGCAGUUGUUGUCAGUCGCGAAGUCGGUGAAGAUCGCAUAUAGUCUCUGGGCAGGCGCAAAAACGAAGGCAAGGUUUUCUGUUUGCCAAUAAUUUAUUUUCGUUCCGUCGUCGGGUGUGGUGCGUGCGGCCGCGGUGGUUGCAAAUUUUGCGUUUUCGGUCCAGCUUUUAUUUUGGGCACAUUUUGAGUUAAACUUUUCACAAAACGUUAAAAUUAAAGUCGCAAUUGCGAGAAACUCGAAAGGGGCAGGUGUUGGCGGGAUCAUGUGCAAAGCUGAUGGUCACCGUGAUACGGAACAAAUUUGUGUCCGCCGGAGUAAAUAGAGGAAAAAGUGUGCGCUCAUCUCAACACGUCCAGUAAUUACAACACCAACAGCAACGCCUGUAUCGGCGUCAAUAGGCAGACAAACGCGCAGAGGUAGAGUCCCCAAAUCCCAAAAUGGAGGAGAAUGUCAUCAGCAUGUUUAUGGACGUAAAGCUGGACAUCCGAGAGCGGAAGCUGGAGUUCUCUCACCUCAAGUCCUGGACGCGAUACUUUGUGCGCGUGGAGGCGGUCAAGUGCUUUCCGUGCUACAUGAAAAUCUCCUUCUUCAAGUCCGCCACGGAGGAAACCACCGACCUGAUCGUGCGCAUCAACAUCCCGGGACUGACGGUGCAGAUGGCCACCUCCCGAACCCGGGCCCACUCGUACGGACUGUUUUGGAAGCACAACCGGAAGCGGUGCUGCGCGUACUUUGCGCUCGCGUCCCAGCUACUCUGCGAACGGCACCUGCGCUGGAUGAAGAAGUCGAUCCGGAAUCUGGAGCUGUACCGGCAGGAAAUUCUGCAGCUGCGACGUGCCAGCCGGACACCGAUGCACGAAAUCCGCCAGGAGAUGCACCCGGGGGAUAACGACGAGCUUUUGGUGUACCAGAAUCUGGAACUGACGCAGGACAUGACGACGGCGACGGAUGCGCUGCCAGACAAGUUGGGACCGUUGCCGAAUGUGCCGCCUGCGGCGACGGAGCAGGAGGUCUUUUUGCGCCGAAUUAGCGGGGUGUCUGGAAUUUACGAGGAGAUAUUCGAUCCGGCCCGAGCGUCCGGAGUGUUUCGACCGAGAGCGUCCGUCGUGUCGGGGAUCUACGAGGAGAUGAAACUAACCGAUAUUAGGGAGCAGCAUGAGAGAAGUGCAGACGAGCUGGCGGUGGAUGGGGAGGACGAGGCACCGCCGCUGCCGCCCCGGCCACGAUCUCACACCAAUGAGUUCGAGCUGCAGCGAUCGUUCACGUCGCCCGAGUCGGACUACCUGAAGAAGAAGAAGCACUGGCAGCUGUUUGAGACGAUGUUUGGGCGACGGCGCACCAACAGCGGAUCGUCCGGUACGGGGGUGAAGACGCCGAAAGUGUCGGCGACGGAGGUCAAGAAGCCAGACCAGAAGGUUGUGUACCGGGACAAGGUGGCGCGGUUGCGGUUUUCGGAAAACAAGAGAAACAGUUUUUCCAGUCCGGAUUUGAGUGCGUUGAAGGUGGAUGAUGGUGGAAGUGCGGCGACGUGCGGGGACAAUCUGUCCGACGAGGGUUCGUGCAGUUCGGAGUUUUACGUGCAGCGUGACGUGGAGGACUACAUCGAGGAGGACUGCUAUUUGUCGACGGAGUUGCUACCCGGUUCGAGAUGUCCGUCGAUCGAGGAAUCUCUGGCGAAUCUGUUGAUCAACGGAGAGGACGGAGGUGACGAUAGCAGGUUCGGCGGAGGAAUGCUGAAUGUUUCUGAGAAGGUUGUUCCCAAUUUGAACGGAUCCUGCAAUUCCUCGACGGUCAAUCUGGUAGGGUUCAGCUGUUCGAUGGCGGAACCGGUUCCGGUUGAGACGACUGAGGGUUACUGCGAAAUGGGCGCACCUGGGACGGGAUUCAACCGGCUCAAACUGCAGGAAGUCGAGUUGAGAAAGCCGCUGGAAAUCGUGGAAUCAAUCUACAUGGACAUGGAUGGUAAACCUGGUGCUAGCGAGGAAGCUAGUCGAUCCAGUUCUACGAGCAGCGGUGUCAGCAGCAUGUACAGCAACACCAGCAGCGUGUGCAGUUCCGGCAAGCAGCGCAACUCGAUAGACGACAAAAUUCCCUCGUAUUACCCGAACGAAGACUUCCGAACGCCCAAGAAGGUUGAAAGCCACGUCCCGCGUAAAAGCCCAAAACCCAAGGAGAGCCCUAGCAACAGCAUCAAAAGAUCAUCGUCUCAACGCAAGCAUCACGUCCCGCCGGGUAUCUCCACGAUGCCGCGUGCCUGCAAAUCUGCCCAAAAACCCUCCUCGAGCCGGUCUAAACUGAGCGCCCGUAGCGCGAGUUCCGAACGGUGCGCCGCCCCAACCCCCCAACAACUCGACACGUCCCCCACGAAAAACAUUGAAAACAGCCCACCGGAAAAGCUGCUGGUGUUCCACCACCAAAAGUACGCCACAAUCGCGCGCAGCAACUCGCCAUCAUCUUCGAGCAGCAAGUACGCGGAGAAAAAUUCCUCCUCCAAAAAAGCUGCCCCCGAGGCUGCCUCAAUCUUUGGGACGAGUCGACGCUUUGGAUCGCUGCCACGGUUCGCCAAGUUUGACCUGUCUCCGCUGCGGCUCAAAAUCAACAGCGUGCUGCAGCGGCACAACUCGGAGAACUUGUGAGGGCCCAAACCACACGCGCUGCAAUAUCUCUUCGACACUAGAAUUAAUCAAAACACUGUUGCUCAAUUCUUAAGCUUAGCUAGAAGGUAUUAUUGAAAAUCUCUAUUUUCGGCUUCCAAAUUUAGCGAUUAAGAAAUGUCUUUUUUCGGUUGACAAAGAGCUGAUUGUUGAAAUCAUGUUUAAAAAAAUUGCCAUUAUUUGUUACGUUCUAAAAGAAAAAUUCGUCGUUUUUGCUUAGCUCAGCUUGUUGCCUUUCCAAAAAUGCUUUCGAUCUAUGAAUCACUAUACGCGUGCACUCUGUGCUAUCCGAUUAGUUAGUCCGUAAUUUUGUUAUUGCUUUAGAUGUGACGCACGAGUGUGAUUAUCCUGUUUAGGGAAGAGUAAUGAAACGCACAACUUAUUCAGAAGAAAAACACACGCACACAAGGUACAACACUUUUCGCUAUCCAACGAAACGGAACCAUCCUGAACUAAAAACAAAUCUCGGCUGGAAUCUCAAUUACUUAAGCCUUUGCAUGAAACAUAGAUUGUAGAAAACGUAUCGCAUAGAACGCACUCGAAAAUAUAUCAAGGUUCUCGAACAUUUUAAAAGUUAGUAAAAGAUUAUCUAGAAACAUCAUCACCGAAACGGUUGUAGGACAACUCGCCGAAUGUCGUUUCGCUGAAGUGCAAGAAAUUUGCUUAAUGAUAGUAAAGAAUCGAAUUUCCAAAAGGUUGUGGAUGACAAAAAACCUAAACCUGAUAAUUACAAACGAUCGUUAGAUUGCCAUCAAUUUCAGAAGAUCGAAGAAACCAAUUCGCUCAUCGCUGAUGAAAAAUUAGCAAUUUAAUCAAUCGCUUAAAACUAAGUACGGAGUUCGGAAGGAACGCGGUCAUGCUUUUCGUGAAUAAUCGAGUACUUACGGUACCGUCAUCUGGGGUGAAUCGGGACUACAGUCUGAAUAGGGACAGCAGUGUUUAGAGCACUUAAAGGUUUUAAAUUUGGAAAUGGAUGCACACAUUUUGUUGGUCUGAGUCUGUUCUAUCCGAAACCAACCAGAAAAAUCAAAAUAUUGUGCUCUAACAUGGUUAAAACUGCUGUCCCAAUUCGCCCCAUGUGUCCCAAUUCACCCCAGUUGACGGUAUUUAAAGUUUUAUGACUUCAAUUUAUAUUAACAAACUUGAAUUUAACUUUUCAAUUUUUUGAUUUUUCAAAUGCUGAAUUUUAUUUUUUUGCAUUUUUGGUGUUUUUUUAAUUUUUUUUAUUCUUUAUUUCCUUUUUUGUGUUGCAAAAUUGUUUAAUGUUUGAAUUCCUGAUUUUUCUCGAGACAGUUUUUGUCGAAAAGUGCGAAACGAUUCGUCAAAUAUUAAGAAUAUUUUAGAAUCUAUAAAACCGCCACUGAAAACUUUAACUUUUCCUUAAAGCUCUUCUAGCAACCAUCAGCUUGCUUGGUUGCAUGAGCGUCGCGACGCCUGUCUCAAUAUUUUCAGCAGUGGCAGCAAGUGCUGCCAGAAGAAAGUGAAGGUUGAAGAUUUCAGCGCUGGUGUUAUAAUUUGUGUAACACUUUUAAUAGUUGACGAAUCUUUCGCACUCUUCGGCAAAGUUGUUCUGUGGAGUGAGCUUAAGCGGUUUUUGAAGAAAUAAAAAAUCAACAAGGGGCUCAAAACUGCCAAAAAUCAAGACGCACCUAACUCGCUCUUACAUUUUAUAUUAAUGAUUUUUUAAUAUUAACAAAAUUAAUUUUUGAAUUGAAUUCAAGAUCUUUAUUUUUUUUAAAUCUUUUUAUUUUGUAAAAUUUCCAUUUCUUUUUUUUUAUCACAAAUAAUAAAUAAUAUUAUUGGAUUCAAGCGGUAAUUGAACAAAUUUAUUUAUUUCCAACAUGUUGUCAUUCAGAUGUAAAAGAAAAAAAAUCUUGGAAUAAUAAGGUCAAUCAAUCAACAAUAAUUUUCAUAAAAUUUGUACUGAUUGAAAAUCCUUAACCUGCCGAACACAUGGGAAAUUCCUCUACUAAAAAAAAUCACAUCAACGAUACAACAUUAGGCGAAAUGUCCCAGACCCCACCGAAACAGCAUCAAUUUAGGAAAACCUCUCAUCGAUUGUAGAUAGAAAAGAAUCGUUUGAUAGCCGUUUACAAAUCGUAUGGAUUCGAAGCAUAUCAAACUUUAAGCUUUCGCUAGCUUAAAUUAUCAAGGUAACGUGUGUUUGCGCGCGCGCUGAUGCUUUUUGUCAGUGAUUUUACUGAAAGCUAUUGUGAUCCCAGAACUAUUGAGGAAUGAUGUACAAAGUUUAUCAGAAACAAACUAAAUAAAUAGUACCAUCAACAACC
This is a messenger RNA of Culex pipiens pallens (northern house mosquito), 4948 nucleotides long. RefSeq lists its product as uncharacterized. Lineage: Eukaryota; Metazoa; Arthropoda; Insecta; Diptera; Culicidae. The record is from RefSeq and is a predicted model, not a curated record. Bases 444 to 2642 code for a protein of 732 amino acids. The transcript has 3 exons.